GAGUAUGAAGUUCCCGACUCAGUAGCCCAGUCACACCUAAACAAAACCCUAACGAAACCCUGCGGAGGAAAACGUCGUCGCAGCAACCUUCACAUUAGCGAUGGCCAUUGUUCUCCGUCUUGGAAGCAGAAGCAGAAGCAAAGGGAACCACCCUUCUUCUCAUAUCGUGUUAUUCUCCACCUCCAAUUCCAAUUCCAACUCCAACUCCAACUCCAAUUCUCCUUUCUCUGACCUCUUCAGUGAAAUCAAAAACAAUUUCAAAGAAUCCUCUCCCUCUCCUUCAAACACCCCGCGCUCCUCGAAUUUCCGCGACGAGAUCAACAAAAACCUCCAUGAAUUCCGCGCCCGGACCACCGCGCCUCCGCCGCAGCAGCAGCAAAUCUCGUUCCAGAAAAUCUACCAGGAAAACAUGAACCGGAACCCGCCCAACUCCUCUUCCUUCAACUUCAAUUCCAUUCGCGACAGCCUAAAAAACAUCAAGCCCGCCGCCCAGACCACCCAAACCUGGUCGCGCCCAAUGCCUUCCACCACCAGCGGCUCCUUUUUGGGGAAGGAAGUGAGCAGCGACGGCUCUCCAGCGUCGUCGUCGUCGUCGUUGUCGUUCUUGAGGACUUACAGCGUGGAUGAUUUGGGGGAGAAAUUGAGGAUGUUGAGGCCGGAGGGAAUGAGAAAUGAUUGGUUUUCUGUGAGGGAGUUGAGUGAGAGGCUUAGAAGGUUGAGGAAGAUGGAGGAGGAGGAGGUGGAGAAGCAAGCCCAUUCCAAUACCCAAUACGGUUUCAAUAAAGCUGUGCUAGAUCAUGUCAGAGGAUCCCUCGCUCAGUUGGAUCAAAAUCAAACUGAGGCCGCUAAGAAAGCUUCACGCCAGGGACUUAGUAUAUUGAGCCACUUGAAUGGGACUCCAACCUUCUCCCUCGACCCUCCCAAACCCCACCUUGUUGAAAAGUACUUUCAUCCGGAUAAUAUGUCCUCCUCCGAGAAGUUGAAAAUCGAGCUUGCCAAGGUUAGAGAUGAGUUUAAAAUGUCCGACUCCGAUUGCGGUUCUGCGCGUGUUCAAAUUGCACAACUCACAACAAAGAUUAAGCAUCUAUCAGCAGUUCUACACAAGAAGGAUGUUCAUUCUCGUAAAGGUUUGCUAGCAAUGGUUCAGAGGAGAAAAAGAUUACUGAAAUACCUCAGAAGAACUGAUUGGGAUUCCUAUUGUUUUGUUAUCUCCAAGCUGGGUCUACGUGAUAAUCCCGAUCAUAUUUAUAGAGCUCGAUCUGGUACGGCGACAUAGGAUCACAUAUCUGGUGGUCAGAUGAAAGAAAACUCAAAAUAAGCAAAAUGGAAAAAGAAAAUCAGCUGGUUGAUGGAAAGCUGGCUGGGUUGUGGAGGUUUCGUUCAGGUCAGUCAGGGUGUAAACCAAACUGGUCAAGUGCUGAAUCACCGGUUUUUCAGGUCUGGUUUUUACAACUAUGAUCCGCAUAUCAGUUACUGAUGUAUUCCAUUUUUCUUUCUGUACGAGGAGGGGAUUGAUACGAUGGUCAGCCCAUUUAAUUAUUUUUUACCAGCCUUGGGUUGAAUUUAUGACAAAUGUUUUCAUUUCCCUUGCGUUGUUUGUUUUGCAUGUUUUUGGCUGUCGUUCCCAUUUGAAUAAUAUAUCAUGAAUCGUAUUUAGAAAAA
Molecule: messenger RNA, 1662 nt
Organism: Glycine soja
Lineage: Eukaryota; Viridiplantae; Streptophyta; Magnoliopsida; Fabales; Fabaceae
Exons: 4
Coding region: 101-1276 (391 amino acids)
Biological process (GO): translation
Cellular component (GO): ribosome
Molecular function (GO): structural constituent of ribosome
Source: RefSeq, a predicted model, not a curated record